Messenger RNA from Pseudomyrmex gracilis, 1983 nucleotides. RefSeq names its product uridine-cytidine kinase-like 1. The record is from RefSeq and is a predicted model, not a curated record. Gene Ontology annotation, cellular component: cytoplasm. The coding region runs from base 183 to 1850 and encodes 555 amino acids. Gene Ontology annotation, molecular function: ATP binding; kinase activity. Lineage: Eukaryota; Metazoa; Arthropoda; Insecta; Hymenoptera; Formicidae. The transcript has 10 exons.
ACCGCGUGGCUCGCACUCGCACUCGACUGCAUUCGAGACGCUACUGUGCUCAAGUGUGCGUCGUGCGGGCAUGAACGGUACGUAUGCGCUUCGGUGAUUUUAGUACGGCGUAGAAGCGAAUUAUUUCUGACGUGCGCGUCGUCAGUUAGUGACAGUUUGAAUCAGCGAAAUCGCACCUGAGUAUGGCAGCUAAGAUGCAGCAUCCGUUCGAACCGCCUAGCUCGGCAAGCUCGGAAAGCGACGAUGGCGAUGUGUGUCUGGACGACCGCGAGAUUUUUCUCGCCGACGAGCUGUGCGAAGAUGCCGAGCAUUACAAAUGUUCCGACGUCGGUACGCCGACGCCGCAGUCUCCGAGGCCACCGUCCACAGGUUCACAAAAAUCUCCACGAUCACGAAGACAGCGUACCACCAGCAUGUCCCAAUCAAGCAAGAAAACAUCCGCAGAAUCCAUCCUCAGGAGCAAGACUCGAACCAUUUACACAGCUGGUAGACCUCCCUGGUACAAUUCAGCUGGUCAGCAAGUAGAACCUUUCGUAAUUGGUAUUUGUGGAGGCAGUGCUUCGGGAAAAACAACAGUUGCAACUAAAAUCAUAGAAUCUCUAGAUGUACCAUGGGUGACUCUUCUAAGCAUGGAUUCUUUUUAUAAAGUGUUAAACGAGAAGCAACACGAGAUGGCUGCUUGUAAUGAGUAUAAUUUUGAUCAUCCUGACGCCUUUGAUUUCGAACUUCUCAAGAUCACGUUGCAACGUUUGAAAGAAGGACGAAUGGUAGAAGUUCCUAUUUACAAUUUUGUGACACAUCGCAGAGAAAGCAGAACGAAAACCAUGUAUGGCGCCAAUGUCAUUAUCUUUGAGGGAAUACUUACCUUCUACAAUGUCGACGUGUUGAAGAUGUGUGACAUGAAAGUGUUCGUCGAUACCGAUGCGGACGUUAGGCUGGCUAGACGUUUACGGAGAGACAUAUCGCAAAGGGGCAGAGAUUUAGAGGGCGUACUGAAACAGUACAGUCAGCACGUGCAGCCGGCUUUCUAUUAUUACAUUGCGCCUCUUAUGGUUCAUGCGGAUAUUAUCGUGCCGCGCGGUGGAGAUAACGAAGUGGCAAUAGAACUUAUUGUGCAACAUGUUCACACUCAACUUCAGCUGAGAGGCUUCAAGUUAAGAGAAAAACUGGCUCACUCUUCCAUUGGUCAGCCACUGCCUUCGUCAUUGUACUUACUUCCCGAUACUCCACAGAUAAAGGGCCUGCACACAUUUAUACGCAACAAGGAUACUUACAGAGAUGAAUUUAUUUUUUACUCCAAAAGAUUGAUCCGUCUAGUCAUUGAAUAUGCUUUGUCUCUUCUACCGUUUGAAAAAGUAACAGUUGAAACGCCGCAAGGAGUUUUGUACAACGGUAAACGGGGUGCAACGGAUAAAAUAUGUGGCGUGUCGAUUUUACGGGCUGGUGAAACCAUGGAGCAGGCUGUUCGAGAUGUGUGUAAGGACAUACGCAUAGGAAAAAUUCUUAUCCAAACCAAUCAACAGACUGGGGAACCCGAACUGUAUUAUCUUCGAUUACCAAAGGAUAUAAAAGAUUAUAAAGUAAUAUUGAUGGACGCCACCGUUGCGACCGGCGCAGCCGCUAUUAUGGCGAUCAGGGUUCUUCUCGAUCACGACGUUGCUGAGGAAAACGUGUUGCUGGUGUCGCUAUUAAUGGCGGAAUCUGGCGUGCACUCGAUCGCGUACGCUUUUCCGCGAGUGAAAAUUGUCACUUCCGCGGUAGAUCCCGAGAUAAACGAGAAAUUUUACGUAUUACCUGGCAUCGGCAAUUUUGGUGAUAGAUACUUCGGCACCGAGCCGUCUGAUGAUUGAGGCAGCUCAUCAAUAUAUUAUCUAUUAGUACUUAUAUUUAUAAUAUUAUUACACACAAUAUUGUGUCCAUUGUGAUAUGAAAAAUGAUAAAAAUAUAUCUAUUGUAUCUUUAAUAAAAAUUGAAUUACAUUGA